Messenger RNA from Galdieria sulphuraria, 1501 nucleotides. RefSeq names its product pre-mRNA-splicing factor CWC25-like protein. The transcript has a single exon. Gene Ontology annotation, biological process: mRNA splicing, via spliceosome. Gene Ontology annotation, cellular component: U2-type spliceosomal complex. The coding region runs from base 13 to 1167 and encodes 384 amino acids. NCBI's taxonomy places the organism in Eukaryota, Rhodophyta, Bangiophyceae, Galdieriales, Galdieriaceae. The record is from RefSeq and is a predicted model, not a curated record.
ACAAAUUAAGUGAUGAGUGCCUUGCAGUUCUUGAACAAGAAGAGUUGGCACACUGCAACUCUUAAGAAUAACGAGAAGGUUUGGUUGGCAGAAAAAAAAGCAGAAGAGGAAAAGAAGCGAAUUGAAGAGCUUAAAAAGCAGUUGGAAGAUGAAAGACACUUUCAAGAACUGCGAAGACUGCAAGUUGAGUCUGGACAGUUAGACCCAUCUGUUUUGAAGCAACAAGAGCGAGUAGAAUGGCUGUACGAAUGGGGAAAGGAAAAAGACGAAGAGGAACAAUAUUUACUGGGGAAAAAGUCUGCAGAUUCUUUGUUAUCCCAGAAAGGGAAGGUAGAAGAAGAAAGCCGUCUUCAGUUGCUCACUCAAGGAAAUAAACCCCAGUUGGAAGCUACGUUCGGCUUAAAUCGUCUGGACUUGGAGGCAAAAUUGAGGGAAGAUCCCUUGAUGGAGAUUAAGCGUAAAGAAGUGGAGGCUAUCCAAGCAAUUCGUAACAAUCCUGUGAAAAUGGAAAAGUUAAGGAGGUCCCUGAGCAAACAACAGAGUACGAAAGAGACCCAUACUAGUGCAAAUGUAACUUUAACCCGUGGAGACAAAAGGGAUAGGUCGAGUGAAGAUAGAAAAGUUGACUACAGAGAACACAACUUGAAGAGACGACACGAAAGUGACCAUCGAAGACAAAGGUCUUCUAAAAAAGGAAGGCAUAGUCGUCGAAAAAACUCAACACACACACAUUCGGAUAUUUCACACAAUUGCGAGAAUAGAUAUGGUAGUAUAGAUACAAGGAAAGAAGACCAUAGAAGAGACUAUUCCAAAGAAGGAUACGGUUUAGUGGUUCCAAAGGGCGCAAGAUAUCAUGGAUGGAAGCCUGAAGCAAGUUCGGAAUCAAGUCAUUUCCAGGAGAACUCUUUUUUGAAGAACGGCAUAAAUUCGAGAGUGAGCGCGAAAGUUGCGGAUUCUGAGAAUAGAUGCUCCUCAAAAAGUAAUAGAGAAGAAAUUUUGAGGGAAAUGCAACAAGAUGCAGAGUCGCUUGAGAACGAGCGAUUAUUGCGAGUGGAGAAGUAUCGGAAACAAGAGAAUAGUGAAGAAGACGCGCGAAAGGCACCAGCUAAUAGUCGUAGCCAGAAUUUCUUAUUUCAAGUUGCCAGCGAAGCGUGCAAUCGUCGAUAACGGGUCAAAGAUGUAUGUAGCUGUUUCGGAACAACUUGCUUUUCCAUACUUUUGUGAUUGUUUUAUGAAUGAAGAAGAAUCGUGAUUCUUUUGUGGAGACGAUGAAAGCUUUUUGGACCACUCUUGGGAGUUUUACCGAUAGUUCCUUUUUUAGUUUUUCUGCCGUAGAAAUGUUAUUUACAAGGCCAUAUAUCCAUUUUUCAAUUUCUAAAUAAAAUUUCCAGUUUUAUUUUCAAGUGGUGCUCUUUAGAUCAGCAAAGACUUUCAUGUCGGUAAUUGAAGUCGGUUGUUCUAAAACAAGAUUCUUUUGUUCAGUAAAUAAUCUAAAGUAAUC